Messenger RNA from Alternaria burnsii, 7461 nucleotides. Its product is annotated as protein kinase rad3. The record is from RefSeq and is a predicted model, not a curated record. NCBI's taxonomy places the organism in Eukaryota, Fungi, Ascomycota, Dothideomycetes, Pleosporales, Pleosporaceae. The transcript has 8 exons. Gene Ontology annotation, biological process: DNA damage checkpoint signaling; telomere maintenance; protein phosphorylation. Gene Ontology annotation, cellular component: nucleus. The coding region runs from base 1 to 7461 and encodes 2486 amino acids. Gene Ontology annotation, molecular function: protein serine/threonine kinase activity; protein binding.
AUGGCCCGCAAAGGCGGGAGCUCGACUCAGCGGAUGGCACCGCCACCAGUGACUAACGGCAAUUCGAAUGGCGUUCCGCCCCCUUCGACUAUCGCGGCUCAAAUUGUACACAACGCUUCAAAUGUCAAUGCGCGGCAUGGCCAAGUAACCAAAGUCAGUUUUGGUGAACUAGUAAAGGAGUUUCUUCAACAUCCAAACACCGACGAGCCUGAUCAACAACUCGUAGCGCUCGUGUGCGUCAUCGCGGAAGCGGGUCUUGAGGGACUGUUCAAACAUGAUCCGUUUGCCCAGGACCAGCAGAGGCAGCAAGGCAUUGACAGUAUUGCCGCGCUUACCUUCAUCCUGCAACAGAAGCCACAUCUACUGCUGAGCACCCGGGACAGCGAAGACGACGGUAUACCUCGGCCCCCACUCAUUCUCUGGUUAUAUCCCAAGUUACUGGGCCUGUUGACGUAUACAACACUCAAUUCUGUGCACGACCAUGUACAGCAACUGCUCCAUCUGUGCCUAAGCGUGCUUGCUCGAACAUCUGCCCUCUGGCGCUCAGCUGCAGUAGUCUCACAGCUUUACAGGUCGUGUGUGCAAUCUAUCUUGACAAAAUUGCAAUCCGUGGACGAUCCGGUUUCGGUACCUGCACCGUCUUUCAGUGUUGCCCUGCCAUCAUCAAGCAACAUCAGUGUGUUCUGGCCAGAAAGCCAGCAAAUUAUUGCUUUGCCCCACGAUCUGCAGCGAACCAUCACUUCGCAACUCGGUGCCAUCAACGUUGGUUUCUGUCUGCUUCUGGCGUUGGCGAAUGCUAUCCAGCCUCAAGAGCGGGAAUCUGUGACACCUGGUGCCUUAGAUCAUCAUCUAACCUGGAUCAUAGAUAGUGCUCAAGCUUUAUGGAAAUACUUCAGGCGAUGGACAACAAGCUCGGCGAAGCGUCCUUUCUCUGAUGAGAUUACGCUUGUAUAUUUGCAGCUACUAGAAAUACUUUUUCUUCCUCCAUUGGCGCCUGGAGACCGCACCUGUACUUCGUUGAAGAAUGCGCAGGCACUAAUCACUAGCCUCCGCGAGUUUGUUGAUGGCUUACCAUCAUUGCCGGCAUCAGAGAGCAGUCAAGUGCGGCUGGCCAUCAUCCUCACCCACUUACGCAGUGCACUUAUCUCAUCGCCUGAAAAUAUCCCGAAUAUCCGGCGUCGGCAGGAAGCGAGCAGAACCAUCGUUUUACACGAUGUUGAGGAGAUUAUAGCUAAGGCUUGCCGGGACGUGGAUCAUUUUUCUAAGCUCCAUAAAGACUUACAGCUGGCCCUCUGUCUUUGGACCGCACCAGGCACAUGGCCUAUGUCUGUCGCAGACAUACGUAAAGAGCUCUGUGAGAGUGACACUGGCAAUUUUUCGAACGCUCAACUUGCUGAGGAAUCAACGCGAAUCCUAAAAUCAUUCCGCGUAUUAAACCUAGGAACCGAAGAGAGGCCUACCAAGCGGCGGAAGACAUUACCAGACACUUCUGACAUUAAUCGUACUAUAUAUGAGCGACUCAUGAUGGUAUUGAAUGGCAGUAGUCAGGACUCACCUGUUUUCAACCUGUCUAAUCUUCACAAUAUCAUCGAAACAAGGUACUCAUCCAUCAUGGACGACGAACUACAGAACGAACGUGCACAAGUGGAUAUUAUGACAGCAUUCACAAAGAUUGCAUGUGCUGGGUCCCGUUGUUUAGAACCAUCACAAUCAGCCUCGCAGCCACUGCAGUCACUUGCUUGUUUGUUGUGUGAUGUCAGCUCACGAAAUGGACGAGACGCCGCGAUGCAUUGGAACGAACAGGACGAUGCAGAGAGCUGGAAGGACGCUAUUGCUGCCAUGCUUGCGAUCACGAAAGAGCCAGUGUUCGAGGCGUCAUCUCAAUCCCGGGUGCUUAUGGCUGUGGCCAUUGGCCGUGUCUACAACCAUAUCUCUGACCCUGAGUAUCUGUCUCUCGAGGUAUGUGAGCUAGGACAGUGGCUGCUUGCGUCUAUGAGUAGAUCUUUACGGGAACUGAAACUCGCUGCGACAAGUUCCUUGAUGGUGUUUUUACGAGAUGACAUACACAAAACCGUUCGUGGAAAAAAUCGGCGGUCUUUCGUAGAGUUUCUGGAUGCACUGGCGAAACGCAACAUCUUAUCCGAUCAGGAAACGUUGAUCCUCGCAUAUGGUCGAACCGCAUUGACAUGCGGCGAACUAGAGCUACCCAUAAUAUUACAUCACCUCAUCGAAUACCUAGGCCAUCCAAACGCACUGGUAUGCGGUAUGGCUUACCGCGAACUUGAGUCGAUCGCUAAAGGGUAUUCUAUGGAUACGAUGCAGCUUUUAAGCCCUUAUUGGAAGGUCAUUGGCUUCUCAGUCAUCAAGGACAUCGUCAACCAGCCUCAGAAGGCGCAGCAGCUGGCUGACUUGACUGAGCAAAACGUCCGUCAAUUAUUGGUACAGACCCAAGCGGAUACUCUUCCUCAUCUUGUAUUGAGCAAACGAAGAGACAUCAUUGAGAAGAUCGCCCAGGCACGGAAAGCUUCUGUCAUUGACGUCUUGACGCAUCCAAGAGCCAAUCUUGCGAGGAUACUCGCCUUGCUUUUAUCACAGCCCGUCGCUGAAGUCGAGCAGACAGCGAUGGAGACUCUAGCGGCCAUUGAGCCUGCUAUCCGGGAUAGCAGUAAUAACAAGCUCGAAUCUUGGGUCGCACUAGAUAUAACUGGCGUUGCCAUCGAGAUACUGAAACUAGCGGCGGACCAAGAAAUUGUUAGGAAAAAGCCCUAUUACAAAGGUUUCAGUACCCUUGCAUCGCUCGCACCGGACACGAAAUCAGGUCAGCGGAAAUCUACGUCAAAGACCAAGAACCUGGAUGCAUUCUGCGAGACACAUAUUCUAGGCAUUAUAGCAUAUUUCUCGAAUGUCAUCGAAGCCCCCAACGCCCAGGGAAAGGCAACACCCCAUCCAAUGCCCGAAAGGAAGAGAUGCAUAGCUGCUAUAGGGGAUCUCAUCCACCUUGCGCGAUUUAGCGUGAAUGGAGCGUUGCCACAGAUUCGCGCCUGUCUCCAAUCGGCCAUGGGAGAUCCAGACCUAUGCGACGAUACAUUCACUGUCUGGUCUGCGUUCUUAGCAGCUCUCGAUGGAGACGAGACAAUGCUAGUCGUUGAUCAAACAUUCUCAUUGAUCGUACAACACUGGUCAAUUUUCUCCGAAGAUACGCAGCUCAAGGCUCACAAAGCUAUUGAAGGCAUAAUACAGCAGUAUAAUGCGCAACUUCGAGAUAGAGUGGAAUACCUUCCUUCGUUAGCUGGCAUACCAAUGCUCUCCAAAAUUGAGGGAGAAUUGGUAAAGUUCAAAGAUAUGGUCGAGACCAUCAAGGUCUUCCAUGCCUUCAGCAAUCGAUGCAAAGAUCAGAACUCAGUCGUAGUGAGACAGGCACUGAUAGAGCUUGUGCCAUUUCUAGAUGCCAACCAGCGGGAGCUGCACCAGUCAGUAGUCGGUCAAAAGCCUCUCCCGAUAUUGGCGGCGUUGACGCGGUCUCUCCUUGAUGCCAGCGUACGGUUCUCUGAAGACUAUUCUGAUAUCACCAUCCUUUGUGCUCAAUGCCUUGGUAUCAUCGGCGGUCUUGAUCCAUAUCGAGUGGAAACAGUUCGUGAAAAGAAGCGCGUCUUGAUGCUAUCAAACUUCUCACGGAGAGACGAAGACAUCGAUUUCGUGGCAUUGCUCCUUGAGCAAGUUCUGGUCAAAGUCUUCCUGUCUACCACAAAUGCUAAAGCACAGGGCUGGAUCGCCUAUGCCAUGCAGGAGAUGCUCAAGCAUUGCGGGUUCAGCGCUCUCCGCGGGGCAAAGCCUCGGUCUUCGCAGACUAGCACAGAGGCACAACGCUGGAAUGAUAUUCCAGAGGCUGUCAGAACUGUCUUGACACCCUUCCUGGAUUCCAAAUAUUCCGUCAACAUGAAUCCAUCAAUACAGUACGAGGGUCCGACAUAUCCGAUCUUCAACUCCAAGCUCAGCCAUGGAACCUGGCUCCAGACCUUUGUUUACGACCUGUUGCGAAAAGGGCAAGGUGUCAAUGUUGAGAUGGUCUUCCCUGUUCUGGCUAGAAUCAUCAGGGGCUACGAUUUAUCAAUAGCUACAUUCAUCCUUCCGUUCGCAGCUCUUAACGUUAUCGUAUCUGACAGCGAUGAGAACAAGGCAAAUGUUGGCCGAGAGCUCUUGCAGAAUGUGUUCCAGACACUCGACUACCUGUCACUAUGGCUACAAGAGAAGAAGAAAUCCCUGAUUGACGCAAGAACAAUGGCGGGAAAAACGGGACGUGGUGUGUCCGAGGACGAGGAGAUGAACUCCAUCAAGCAAGUCAGUCGCGUUGAAGGGAUACUCCAGCUUAUCCCCGCAGAGAUUAUAUCCCGACGAGCCGUUGAAUGUGGUUCGUAUUCUCGAGCCUUGUUUCACUGGGAACAAUACUUUCGCCAGCAGCGAGACAAGAAAGCGGCGUCGAAGCAGCCCUUCCCUGAGAAAGACAGUUUGCUGCAACAUCUACAAAUGAUCUAUGCGCAUAUCGACGAGCCGGACAGCAUUGAGGGGAUAUCGGCCCAUCUCAAGGUCCUCAAUCCUGAGCAGCAGAUUAUCGAAGAUCGUAAAGCUGGACGGUGGACAGCAGCUCAGAGCUGGUAUGAGAUUGCACUUUCUGAAAAACCGAACGAUGUCGAGACUCAGAUUAACCUUCUCACCUGCCUAAAAGAGUCCGGUCAAUAUGACUCGAUCCUCAAUUACGUGGACGGUUUCCACGCAACUAACUCGCUUUUGAGUAGUACACUGCCUUUCGCAGCUGAAGCAGCUUGGUCUACUGGUAAAUGGGAACAACUCGAUCGACUUCUUGGUACAGUUAAUGUCGCAGACUCGAAUCUUUUCAUAGAUUUCAACGUUGGACUAGGUCGAGCGUUAUCAGCACUUCGUCACAAGAACCGUAUCGAGUUUCAGGCCAUCAUUGCAAAAUUGCGAGAAGUUCUGGCAAAGAGUAUGUCCCCAUCCACCACAGCUUCUGUACAAGCAUCGCAUGAACACCUUGUGAAAUUGCACGCGCUAUACGAGAUAGAAGCUGUAAGCGGUAUGAGUAAUGGGGUUGCGGCGGACCGUGAGGUUAUCCUUGAGAACUUGGAUCGCCGGUUGGACGUCAUUGGAGCGUACACAUCAGACAAACAGUAUCUUCUGGGACUACGCCGUGCCGCCAUGACAUUGUCUCGCAUCGAAUUCACGAAACUCGACAUCGCUUCGGCAUGGCUUACAACAGGACGGCUAGCUCGUAAAGGAGGCUUCAUGACAACUGCUUUCAAUUCAGUGCUACACGCCGAGCGACUUGGAGAUAACGCAUCUAAGAUCGAAUAUUCGAAGCUUCUUUGGAAAGAAGGUCACCAUCGUAAGGCAAUUCAAAACCUUCGUGGUGCAAUCGACAGCAACGCGUUCCAGCGGGAGGACACUGUGCCCAUCAACAUCUCUGUUACUACAGCCGGUCGAGGCGAAGGGCAUUCCAUGAACAAGGUUAAGUGCCAUGCUCAACUACUGCUCGCUAAAUGGCUAGAUCGCGCAGGUCAGACCCAGUCGAUGUCUCUGAAAGAGGAGUAUGUAAUUGGUGUGCAAACGUAUCCCCGGUGGGAUAAAGGUCAUUACUACCUGGGUCGAUGGUAUCUGAAGCUUCUGGAGUCAGAGAAGCAGCAACCAAUAACAAAACAGAGCUCUGAGUAUCUCUCAGGAAGCCUGGUCAAGCUGGUCGUUGAGAACUUCACUCGCUCUACGGUGUAUGGGACGAAGUACUACUACCAGACUCUACCCAAGAUACUUACGCUAUGGUUGGACAUGGGUAUGGAAGUCACGAACAACACACCCAGAACCACCAAAGAUAAGGAGUUCCAUGGGCAUCGGCUCAACUACCUUGAACACAUCAACAAAUAUGUCGCGCGCUACGCAGCAGAGCGAAUGCCUGCAUUUGCAUGGUAUACCGCUUUCCCGCAGAUCAUCACACGCAUCAGCCAUCCAAACAAGAGCGUUUGGGAGGCUCUCCAGGCGAUUAUCAUCCGAGUCGCUUCAUCGUACCCGCAGCAGGCGCUUUGGGCUCUAUUUGCCGUCCUUCACUCUACACAGGAUGACCGCAGAGCUCGGGGCACUGCCGUUCUGCAGAAACUGCGCGACGCAACAAAGCGCAAGGGAGCUUUCGUCGACCUCAAAACCCUAAUUGGUCAAGGACAGCGACUUACUGAUGCGCUUCUGGCAGCUUGCGAUGCUCCCAUAGAGUCGCGAGUAGCACGCGUGAGUCUUUCAAAGGAGCUGGGAUUCAACCACAAGUUGGCCCCCACGCUUCUGGUGGUGCCUAUUGAGGCCAAUCUGCUUCCCAACCUGCCUGCUGGCAACGACAGCCAGUCCCUCCGUCGUUACAACCCAUUCCCAGCCGACGCCAUCACGAUACAGUCAUUUGAUGAUGAUGUACUGGUCUUGUCGUCUCUACAGCGUCCACGGAAGCUCAACGUACGCGGUUCAGACGGCCGCUCAUACGGCUUACUUUGCAAACCAAAAGACGAUCUACGCAAGGAUCAGCGGCUCAUGGAAUUCAACGCCAUGAUCAAUCGGGCUCUCCAAAAGGACAUCGAGUCGAGCAAACGUCGCCUGUACAUCAAGACGUACGCCGUGACACCUCUCAACGAAGAGUGCGGAGCCAUUGAAUGGGUCGAAGGCCUCAAACCCAUGCGCGACAUCAUCCUUCGUUUCUAUCGCCAACGCAACAUUGCAAUCGACUAUGCAGAGAUUCGUCUACUGUUAAACGAAGCCUGCUCAUCACCCUCCAAAGUCACCAUCUUCACUGAACGCAUCCUCGGUAAGUUCGUGCCUGUGUUACAUGAAUGGUUCGUAGAGACGUUUCCAGAGCCAGAAGCGUGGUUCGCAGCGCGGCUUCGGUACACACGGUCUUGCGCGGUAAUGAGCAUUGUUGGGCACGUACUAGGUCUAGGAGAUAGGCACGGUGAGAACGUUCUCCUAGAGCAAGGCGACGGUGGCACCUUCCACGUAGACUUCAACUGCCUCUUCGACAAGGGUCUCACGUUUGAGAAACCUGAACUCGUGCCCUUCCGCCUGACACACAACAUGGUCGAUGCCAUGGGUCCCCAGGGCGUUGAAGGUCCGUUCCGCAAGGCCGCUGAGCUCACGUAUAAGCUGCUUCGACAGCACGAAGACACGCUCAUCACUAUUCUGGAGACAUUUGUGCAUGAUCCCACGGCGGAUUUUCUGGGUGGUAAACGGAGGAAGAAGAUUGUAGGUGUACCGGAUACGCCGCAGGAGGUCCUUGAUGUCACGCGCACAAAAGUGAACGGGUACUUGAAGGGGGAGAGUGUACCGUUGAGUGUAGAGGGGUACGUCGAGGCACUCAUUGCUAUGGCGAGGGACCCGCACAACUUGGCAGCCAUGUACAUUGGGUGGUGUGCUUUCUUCUAG